UGUAGCAGAAUCUCGACGGUCUGUAGAAUCGUCCAGUUGUGCGUAGUACACUCGGUAUAGACCUUAUUGAAUUGGUAAAUGUUUUGCUGCUGUUUUGCUCAAAUUUUGUAGUUUAUCCUCGAGGUGAAGCGUGGCGUGUGUGAAGAAAGAUGUGCUAUCGUUUUUUUUUUUUUUUUUACUCUGAAAUCUCAGAGUGAAUGCUUGACCCUAUGCGCAGCGUAUGUCAGGCACCUUUGAUCUAACCACACUUUCUCAACUAACAUACAGAAAAAAGGAUUGCAAAAGCCAUCGAUGACUAUAUUGCGGUCAACGUUCGGUACUCCAGAUUUUAACAUGCACACGGACUACGCGUUUGUGCUGUGUGACGCCGCGAUCAAGACCUUGGAUCUCAUCUGUUCGUUGACGUGGGCACCUUUUAAGUGCGGGAAGCUUCACAUGACGCCAGUGUGGCGUAUAGCCAAGUACCAAGGGUCGCGACGACAGGGCAGCGUCACGUCGUGUCCACAAGUAUUUGGGACAUGCACUCUUUCGCCGUUAUCAGUGCCUCGUUAUACCAACCACUCUUUUGUACCUGUGGCAGUGCGCCUUGUAUUGAGGACAGCUUUUGAUGCGCAGAUACAAGAUGGAGAAAUCACGCACUAAACGGCGCAAGAAGGGGAAGGGUCGCAAACGUCUCGAACAGGAAACUGCAACCAAGAUGACCGAACCUCCAAGUGUGUUGUCGGCAGAUGGUGCACAGCCUCUUGACGAGCCUGCUGUUGAAGCACGAGACAAACCUGACGUGGUGGUUCCCGCAGGCGGUGUAGCCGUUUCGAAAGCUCCCGUUGCUCCUCCUAGCGCCGUUGUUUCGCCUUCUCGUCCUCCCGCUCUCAGUGAACCACAGAGCCUCCUCAAGGGUGCUGAACUUUCCUCCACGAUUUUGUCCCGGCCAGGAGCUACUUCCGUGAGAUCGCCGAAGUCGCCGUGCUCUGGACCGCAGGUGGACCCCGACACGGAAUGCGGCUUCUUCUGCGUGCGUUCUGCUUUCCUGGACCGGUUCCGCACCGUCCAAUGGGCCCUAUUCUUCUUGUGCUGCAUUUCGUUUCUGCGGAAUUUCUCUGUGGGCGGCAUCAUGUUCGUCGUACUUCCCUCUCUCGAGCGACGGUACCAACUGACUGGGUCAGAGACUGGCGCCAUUGUGAGCUCUAACGACCUGGCCAGCUCUCUGCUGAUGCUUCCUGUAUGCUUCCUUGCAAGCAAUCGCAACCAGCCUAAUUUCGUGGGAGGAGGCAUCGCGUUGGUUUCCGCAGGAAACUUGGUCAUCUCCAUGGCUCACUUCCUUGCACCACCCUACAAACCGGGAGGCGGAGCAGGAGGCGACGAGACAUGUCCCAAGCUAUAUCUGGACGACAGCGCGGAUUCAAAGAAAGGAAACGUUCGCCACUUCCGCUUCGUACUAAUGUUUGGCCAGAUACUGGCCGGGAUAGGAACGACUCCGGUUCACACGGUGUCUGUCGCAUACCUGGUCGACAAUAUGCCUCCGGAGAAAGCCCCAGUUUAUGUAGGCCUGUUCAACAGCAUGUCCGUGUUUGGACCCUCACUUGGGUUCAUCAUCGGUGGUUUGACGCUCAAGUACUAUGUGGACAUCCUCACGGAUUAUAAAGCGUUGGGUAUUACUUCGAGCAGCGGAUCAUGGGUAGGGGCGUGGUGGCCCGGUUUCCUCGUCUCUGCUGUCCUAGGGAUGGUCUUGGCCUUAAUUAUGGUAAUGUUUCCCAAGCACCUUCCUGGCCGCGAUGAGCUCGACCAAGACAGGAAUGUUAUCUUAUCCAUACACACAGCAACGCCCGUACACUCGCACGAUUUUGGAGAUCGUCUGUCCGGCCUGCCGCCGGCUCUGUUGAAGUUGUGCAAGAACCUCACUUUAGACUACAUCUGCCUCGCACGCUCUUUCAGUCAGAUGUACGUAACGGGCAUCACUACAGUGUUGACAAAGUUUCUUGAGGCACAGUUUGCUCUCACGUCGUCCAAAGCCGCACUACUCAUUGGGCCCUUAGUGCUUGUGGCUGGAGUUGGAGGAGCCAUCGCUGGAGGUGUCCUGGUUACAAAACUGAAGCUAGGAUGCACGGGUGUCUUACGUCUCUGCAUCGUGAACUCAUUUUUUUCCGUGCUCAGCAUACUGCUCUUCUGGUGGGGGUGCCCGGACACAAAUCUCGCAAUCAACGCGAACUACAAGAAUGAAGCGAAAACUACCAGCUCCCAGUACGACUUGCCAUGCAACAGCCAUUGUGGCUGCUCCGAAGAUGUGGUGCAGCUAGUUUGCAGUGCCGAAAACCAGCUCUUCUUGUCUCCUUGCUACGCAGGCUGCCAGGUUGUAGUGGCAGGCCACAACAUCACGGGUUAUAUUCAGUGCGACUGCAUUAAAGAAAAAAUGUCCAUGCACGGUCGUGACGCUACGGUCCAGGUUGAAGCUGUACGUUCCCGGUGUGGGAAUGAUUGUAGACUCCUGGUUCCGUAUUUGGCUGCCAUCGUAUUCAGCCUUACCUCAGUCUUUCUUAGCCUGGCCCCGUCCACUGCUGUCGCCAUACAGGUGGUGAAGCCGAAGGAGAGAGCACUUGCACUGGGGUUACUGGGUCUCCUUACUCAAUUGAUUGGAAGCAUGCCCGCACCUAUGGUGUUUGGCGCGAUCGUCGACUCCACCUGCGCGGCUUGGAAUAAACGGGGCGGUCAUCGCGGCAACUGCGUCAGCUAUCGCAACAUCGACUUAGCCCACGGUGUUUUCUUCACCCUUCUGGUUUGCAUCCUGGCUUGCAUAGCAGCUUAUGGAGGGGCUCUGUAUAAAGUCUCAAAAAUGAAGGGAGGAACAGAAAAGGAUGAUGAUGAAUGAAAAGAAAAUAUCGUUUCCGAUAAAGAAAGUAACGUGGCAGAAGACAAGUCACCAAUGGAUACCCAAUAAACACACACGUAUAUAUACA
Ornithodoros turicata is the source of this 2951-nucleotide messenger RNA. RefSeq names its product solute carrier organic anion transporter family member 4A1-like. Bases 608 to 2863 code for a protein of 751 amino acids. Lineage: Eukaryota; Metazoa; Arthropoda; Arachnida; Ixodida; Argasidae. The transcript has 15 exons. Gene Ontology annotation, biological process: transmembrane transport; sodium-independent organic anion transport. Gene Ontology annotation, cellular component: plasma membrane. The record is from RefSeq and is a predicted model, not a curated record.